Mycosarcoma maydis (corn smut) is the source of this 873-nucleotide messenger RNA. RefSeq lists its product as uncharacterized. The coding region runs from base 1 to 873 and encodes 290 amino acids. Lineage: Eukaryota; Fungi; Basidiomycota; Ustilaginomycetes; Ustilaginales. The record is from RefSeq and is a predicted model, not a curated record. The transcript has a single exon.
AUGUUCACGACUCGACGAAUUAAGUCCACCUUCCCUCUACUGCUGCUGCUCGUGCUGGUUGCUGCUGCAACGGUUUCUGCAGCGGAUUCAUCCGCCCAACAGAGCACCGCUGGCACCGCACCCCAAAUUCUAGACGCACCUCCCAACUCUGACUCCGACCAUGGCGGCGAUGACGGCGGCUCAAUCUCGGCUCCUGCAAGCGGCUCGGAUGCGCAAGCUAUCAUUGCCGGCUCCGCUCACACAAUGGGGAGUACGGACGAUUCGACCGAGGAAGACGACGAAGCCAAAUCUGGUGGCAAAGGCAACAAUCAACCCGGUGGCGGACACCAUGGUCAAUGCGUUACCGGUUGUGCUACCAAGUCGACCGCAGGCGUAGGAUGCGGCGAUGACCUCAGCAAGCCCGCGUGCUUCUGCAAGAGCGAAAGCUUCAUCGACCAGACUUUCGCCUGCAUCAACGCCACUUGCCCACAGCAAUUCCACGGAGCUGCUGGUGUCAUCACAAGCAUCUGUGGUGUUACUGGAGAGCCUGGAAUCAAGAUCCCUGGCUAUCAGUCUCCAAGCAAUUUGGAAAAUAUGCCCACCAUCAACGACGAUCCUAAGAGCAACGGAACCAACGCAACUUCGCCCCCGGCUCCAGCUUCGGGUGCCCAGGGUGGUGCAGAUAAAGGAAGUGCAGGAACCACGUCGACCUUCGUCAUGCCCGCUGGUAUGCCCACCGGAGCAACCUCGGGCUCGAGCAACAAUGCUAGUGGCACCACUCUCGGUGGCGGAAGCUCCGGUGCGACUAGCGUCAAGCGUGAGGCUGUUGGUGUGGUCAUUGCGAUCAGUGUCAUCGCUGUGACUGCUUCGGCCGGUGUCUGGACGCUCUUCUAG